AUGGCUUAUCAUAGAAAUAGUGCAUGCAAUUUGACGAUCCUGCCAGAGGCCCCAGAUGCCAAAGCUUCGUCUUAUUACUUUGUCGACGGCGAGAACCCCGGCGUGUUCUACGAUCAGCUUUUUCAAGCAGCGCACCAUACAUUACCCCGAAUCUGGGACACUCGGUACCCAGCUGAAGAGCUUCUGGAUGACCUUGAGAACCUUCGAGCCCUGGACCUCACCCAUGAGUGCAACAAGCUUCAUUUCAAACUGGAAACUCUGGAUCAGAGCUCACCGGGCCUGUCCCUGAACAUUUCCCACAUGACAGGCAUAUGCGAAGACUUACGUCAGACCAAAGAGGUGCGGAUCUCUCCAAUCACGCCUCAGUGGCCAAGUAUAUUGUACUAA
This is a messenger RNA of Penicillium longicatenatum, 387 nucleotides long. RefSeq lists its product as uncharacterized. Lineage: Eukaryota; Fungi; Ascomycota; Eurotiomycetes; Eurotiales; Aspergillaceae. The record is from RefSeq and is a predicted model, not a curated record. Bases 1 to 387 code for a protein of 128 amino acids. The transcript has a single exon.